Molecule: messenger RNA, 3699 nt
Organism: Spodoptera frugiperda (fall armyworm)
Lineage: Eukaryota; Metazoa; Arthropoda; Insecta; Lepidoptera; Noctuidae
Gene: IleRS-m
Product: isoleucine--tRNA ligase, mitochondrial
Exons: 12
Coding region: 37-2904 (955 amino acids)
Biological process (GO): isoleucyl-tRNA aminoacylation
Cellular component (GO): cytosol
Molecular function (GO): ATP binding; tRNA binding; aminoacyl-tRNA deacylase activity
Source: RefSeq, a predicted model, not a curated record
GCGAACUGUCAUAACAAAGUGAAAUAACCUCAAAAAAUGUAUUUCGCGAAAAAUUCAAACAUUUUAUGCAAUAAAUACAGAAAACUUGUAUUAAAAUGGAGUUACACAAGUUGUGUACGUUGCAAAAGCACGGCCGCACCAAAGACGAAGGCAUAUUCUCAUACCAUUCUUUCUCCGAAGACAGAUUUUCCUACUCGUUCAAGUAACGCGAUAAAAGAGAAUAUUCAGAAGACUGCUCAGUUUGCUGAUCUGUAUAACUGGCAAAGGCAACACCUCAAAGGGCCUGAGUUCGUACUUCAUGAUGGUCCUCCGUAUGCUAAUGGCGAUUUACAUAUGGGACAUGCUGUGAAUAAGAUAAUCAAAGACAUAAACAACAGAAGCCAAGUGCUGCAAGGCAACAGAGUGCACUACAUGCCCGGCUGGGACUGCCACGGUCUACCCAUAGAGCUCAAAGCUCUACAGAAGGCAAAGAAAUCAUCUUCAAACAGCCAAAUCUCGGACCCGGUACAUAUAAGACAAAUAGCAAGAACAUUUGCUCUAGAAACUGUGGAGAAACAAAAGGAUGCGUUUAGAAAAUGGGGUGUCAUGGCCGACUGGGACGAACAAUGCUAUUUGACACUAAAUAAAGGAUAUGUACAGAAUCAGCUGCGACAGUUCCAUAAGAUGUAUAAGUCUGGGUUAAUUUUUAGGGCAUUAAAACCUGUUUAUUGGUCGCCUUCUUCUAAAACAGCUUUAGCUGAAGCAGAGUUAGAAUACGAUCCUCAGUUCAAGAGUAAGGAAGUGUAUGUGAGGUUCCCACUGGAAAAUGUACCAAGUGUAAUGAAAGAUGCAGCUAAAGGCAAGAACAUAUCAGCCAUAAUCUGGACGACCACACCUUGGACUCUAGUGGCAAACCGCGCGAUCUGCUACAACCCUCAGAUGAAGUACAGCAUCGUGUCCAUAAGUGGAAGACCAGACCUGUUCCUAGUGGCCAGCGGUCUGGUUCAGCAGUUACAGGAGGUUCUGAAGGUGGAAAUUAAUGUGGUUGCUGAGUUUGAUGGCAAACAUCUUCAAGGCACCACCUACCGCAACAAGCUAGUGAACCAAUCGUUGCCAUUCUUAGAGGGAGACCACGUGACCGACGUGAAAGGGACGGGGCUAGUGCACACUGCGCCGGCGCACGGACCUGAAGACUUCCUUGUUGCUUUGAAGAAUAAUAUGACUGUGGAAUGCAACGUAGACGAGUCAGGUCGUUACACCAACCUGGACCAAGAUCUGAACGGUCUACCAGUUCUAUCUGAAGGCCAGGAGCUGGUGAUUACCAGGCUCGGUGAUGACGUGAUGCAUAGAGACGUUUUUGUCCACUCGUAUCCCCUGGACUGGAGGACCAAGAAGCCGGUCAUCAUCAGAGCCAGCCAGCAGUGGUUUAUUGAUACUGCCGCGUUGAAGGAUAAAGCUUUGUCAGCUCUAGAGAAAGUAGAGAUCCUCCCGCCGUCCAGCAGCGACCAAUAUCGGCAGGGGUUCCGAGCACAGCUGGAGAAGAGACCGUACUGGUGCAUCUCCCGACAGAGGGCGUGGGGCGUGCCUAUACCCGCGCUGUAUAGUCGGGAUAGUGUCCUCGUGGAUGAACGCAUCAUAGACAAGCUGUGCUCUAUGAUAGAGUCGCGCGGCGCUGACGUAUGGUGGACUUGUGACGUCACGGAUUUACUGCCUGAUGACGUCAUCAAAGAACAUAAGUUGGAUGUCAAAGAUGUCAAUAAGGGCAAGGACAUAAUGGACAUAUGGCUGGACUCCGGUCUAUCAUGGAGUACGCUCCACGGUCGCACCGCCCGACUGUACUCGGAGGGAGUGGACCAACUGACUGGAUGGUUCCAGGCCUCUCUGCUUACCUCGCUAGCGUUGACUGGGGAGGCGCCUUAUAAAUCAAUAUUCGUCCACGGCUUUGUAGUAGACGACAAGAAACGUAAGAUGUCCAAGUCUAUAGGCAACGUGAUAGAUCCCAUAACGAUCAUACAAGGCGGGAAGGGAUCUAACCAACCGGCUUAUGGCAUUGAUACUCUUAGAUGGUGGGUAGCAAGCCAUUCAACACAGCACUCCCAAAUAGUAGUCAGUAAGAAACUCCUAGACGAUUGCCAAGCAGAAUUAAUAAGAAUAAGAAACAUCAUGAAAUACCUUCUUGGCGUAAUAACCGACGUAGAAAAAACCGAUUUCACAAAAACCCCAACCCUCAACUAUUUCGAUAGCUAUAUGGUCAAAGAAUCAGAUACAUUUGUGAACCAAAUAAAUGAUCAUUAUAAUAAUUUUAGAUAUAACCAUGUAGCACAAACUAUUCUUCAUUUUAUCAGUAAUAAAGUUUCUGCUCUAUACUGCCAUUGCAUAAAAGAUAGGUUAUAUUGCUCCCAAAAGAAUUCAAACGAACGCCUCUCAGCCCAAUUAGUUGUACACACGAUUCUAGUCUCUCUAUGCAAAGCUUUAGGGCCUAUUUUGCCGCAUCUCAUAGAAGAAGUCUGGCAAUAUCAUCCAUUGUACACAAAACCUUUUUAUUUCACACAAGACUUGUCAAUUUUACCGCCAAAUAACAUUGAUACGUCAUUAAUGGACGCCAUUUUAGAUUUGAAGAGGGAAAUUUGUGUUUUAGCGAAGAAUGAGAAUUUGAAGAAGUUUGAAGCUAAUAUAGUAUUAAAUUCAGAUAUUUAUGAUAAGUUAAAUGUUUUAAAUAAAUCUGAUGGUGUAAACGAUAGUGUUUUGUGUGAGAUUUUGGAACUGUCAUCUGUCACUUUGACAGUUAAGAAUGGCGGGAGUAGUUCGCUUGUUGAGUUGGCACAGAGUAGUAAAGGGCAAUGCUUGAGGUGUAGAAAAUAUAAUGUGUUAGAUAAUAAUAGUGAUAAAUGUGUUAGAUGUGAUCAUGUUUUGAGUAAAAUGUAAUUAAAUAUAUGUGUAAAUAUAGUAUUUAUUUAAUUGGAACUUAGAUUAUAAUUAUUGAUAGUGUUAUUUAUUCUGUAUUGUAUAUGAGAUGACGAAUUUUACUUUGUCGUCACAACGCGAUCCAUCACAAUAGUUUUGUAAAUAAUUAAAGGGUCAGUUUCUAAAACGGGCGUAUUCGCGUGAUCACUUUAGUGCUUUUCUGAUACUUAUAGAUAUUUUUAAUGGUAAUUAUUUAUCUCAUUAAAAAUAAUGAUGCCCAAUUCUUUAUAUAUAUAAUUCUUCUGUAAGUGUGUAUGUCACUGAACUUCUCUUAAACGACUGGACCGAUUUUGAUGAAAUUUUUUGUGUGUGUUCAAGGGGAUCUGAGAAUGGUUUAGAUUCACAAUUUCAAACGACUGGACCGAUUUUGAUGAAAUUUUUUGUGUUUUGAAUAAUAAUUUUCAUCAAAAUGGUCCAGAAUGUUUAACUUAUAAAAAAAGUUUAAAAUUUUCAAAUUAAAGACGUGUAGACAGGACAACGUCUGUCGGGUCCGCUAGUAAGUAGUAUAUUUUUGCUAUUUUCACUGAGAUACAUAAUUAAUUAAUAUCUAUAUCUGAAAAGUGCCAGAAUGAUCACACGAGUAUGCUGAGUAUGUAGAAUAUUUUAAGAUACAAUCUAUUUUAAGAACAUAUGGUUAUGUUAUUAUAUAAGGUUAUGGAUUUACCAUAAUUGUGUAGAGUAGAUAAAACAUUUGUCGCAUUUAUUGAUUGUUAUAGUUGAAUGCUGUUGUUAAAUAUAAAUAAAUUAUUAUAACAA